UUUUAGGUGGAACAUUUCUGUUUGCUAAUUUACGCUCCUCUCACUGCUAGGGUUUCUCUUCAGUCUUCCCCCAUUUCCAGCCAAACUAGGGUUUCUGUCACACGAAAGCCUCAAAUCUACGAUCUGGAAUUUUAAAACUUUCAACACUUAAAUUGAACAUAUUCUCAUCUUACGAAAGCAAUGGCAACCAUGGCAGCUCAAGCACCACGCGCAUCCAAGACAGAGAGCUAUGUCGACAACAAACGGAAGGACGAUAUCCGUAUGGCGAACAUCAAAUCGGCACGCUCCGUCGCAGACGCCGUCCGUACCAGUCUCGGCCCGAAGGGAAUGGACAAGAUGAUUUCAACAGCCUCCGGAGAAGUCAUCAUCACUAACGACGGCGCCACCAUUCUCAACAAAAUGGAAGUGCUCCAGCCCGCCGCCAAGAUGCUCGUCGAACUAUCAAAGUCACAAGACGUUGUCGCUGGUGAUGGAACCACCACCGUCGUCGUCAUCGCUGGUGCACUCUUGAAACAAUGUCAACAACUUCUUCAUUCCGGUAUUCACCCCACUGUUAUAUCUGAUUCUCUCCACAAAGCCUCCAUGAAAGCGGUUGAUGUUCUUACCGCCAUGGCAGUUCCUGUUGAGCUCUCCGAUCGCGAAUCUCUCGUUAAAUCCGCAUCUACUUCCCUUAACAGCAAGGUAGUUUCACAGUACUCUACACUUCUAGCCCCUUUAGCCGUAGAUUCCGUUUUAUCUGUUGUGGAUCCUGCAAAACCCGAUUUAGUUGAUCUUAGGGAUGUGAAAAUCGUGAAGAAACUCGGUGGUACUGUUGAUGACACAGAGCUUGUCAAGGGUCUAGUAUUCGACAAGAAGGUUAGCCACGCUGCUGGUGGUCCUACUCGUGUUGAGAAUGCCAAAAUCGCUGUCAUUCAGUUCCAGAUCUCUCCUCCCAAAACCGACAUUGAACAAUCCAUUGUAGUAUCAGAUUACACCCAAAUGGAUAGGAUCCUGAAGGAAGAGAGGAAUUACAUUCUCAGCAUGAUCAAAAAGAUCAAAUCCGCUGGUUGUAACGUGUUGUUGAUCCAGAAAAGCAUUUUAAGAGAUGCAGUUACAGAUUUGUCUCUCCAUUAUCUUGCAAAGGCCAAAAUUUUGGUGAUUAAGGAUGUUGAACGUGAUGAUAUUGAGUUCAUCACCAAGACACUAAACUGCUUACCAAUUGCAAACAUUGAACACUUCCGUGCUGAAAAACUUGGGUAUGCUGAUAUGGUAGAAGAAGCUUCUCUUGGAGAUGGAAAGAUUGUUAAGAUUACUGGAAUCAAAGACAUGGGUAGAACAACAACUGUUCUUGUUCGUGGAUCCAAUCAGCUUGUUCUUGAUGAAGCAGAAAGAAGCUUGCAUGAUGCUUUAUGCGUGGUGAGGUGUCUAGUGAACAAAAAGUUUCUAAUUGCAGGUGGUGGGGCCCCUGAAAUUGAGCUGUCUAGGCAGUUGGGUGCAUGGUCAAAGGUGUUGCAGGGUAUGGAGAGUUAUUGUGUGAGAUCUUUUGCUGAGGCUCUUGAAGUUGUUCCCUACACUUUGGCUGAAAAUGCAGGGUUGAAUCCAAUCACCAUUGUUACAGAGCUUCGUAACAGACAUGCACAGGGUGAAAUCAAUGCUGGAAUCAACGUGAGGAAGGGGCAAAUUACAAAUAUUUUGGAGGAGAAUGUGGUGCAGCCAUUGCUUGUGAGCACAAGUGCUAUCACUUUAGCUACUGAAUGUGUUCGGAUGAUUUUGAAGAUUGAUGAUAUUGUUACAGUGAGGUAGAUUUGAUGCAAAAACUCAUCACAAGUUUUUGGGAGAUCUUUAUCAUGGUAUGUUUUUGAUUUUUUUUUUUUGGAGAUUUAUGUUUUAUGUUUAUGUAAACCUUCUUUUUUGUAGUUUUGACUUGAUAUUUUUGGUUUUCAUUAUAUGACUGUUUCUUGGUAUGAUUAUCUAGAAUUUCUCAUCAUCUGUGUUGGAAACUUUCUGGAUUAAAAGUUUUGCUGCAUUCCACA
Lactuca sativa (garden lettuce) is the source of this 2012-nucleotide messenger RNA. Its product is annotated as TCP-1/cpn60 chaperonin family protein. Gene Ontology annotation, molecular function: ATP binding; ATP-dependent protein folding chaperone; ATP hydrolysis activity. The record is from RefSeq and is a predicted model, not a curated record. Gene Ontology annotation, biological process: protein folding. NCBI's taxonomy places the organism in Eukaryota, Viridiplantae, Streptophyta, Magnoliopsida, Asterales, Asteraceae.